Molecule: messenger RNA, 12047 nt
Organism: Porites evermanni
Lineage: Eukaryota; Metazoa; Cnidaria; Anthozoa; Scleractinia; Poritidae
Source: the annotation of a GenBank genome assembly
AUGUGGAAGCCGGGCUGGUUAAUUCUUGUAUUUAUAGCUUGUUUAGAAGUUAAAGGUAAGCUUACAAAGUACUAUGAACUAAGAUAUUAGCAAAUGAUCAAUCUUAUGUCAUUAUUUAUGAAAUAUCAUUAUAUGAAAGACAGAGUGAUUCAUCAUUUGCCUAUGAACGCCUCUAUUUCUGAUAAUUUUUGUUGGAUGAUUGUCCCUCUUUUAACCUUCAAUGAAAACUUCAUGAUCCGGCCUAGAAGUUACAUUGGAAAACAACGAAACAAAGUCAUAGAAAAUCACCAAAAAUCCAAAACCUGUUAUUAUUUCCGCGAUAUAUUUUUCUCGCUUGUUUCAUAGCUUUUCUGCUACUUUUUGUGGUUUUGUUAAGUUGUAUAACUUUCAAUCCAGAGAAGGCAACUUAAUAAGACAGCCAAAAUUUCGUAUAAAAAUUGUUCCUUAAAAAAAUCUCAAAGUGUCGUAGAUUGUACGCCUGUUAGUUCUUUGAAACCAUUAAUAUUACAUAAGCAAUGGCGACUUCGACUCAGUUAAUCUCUUCUCUUAAUUUACUUUUCUGCAGUUAACGGAAAAUUUCAUAUAAAACCAAAAAGUCACAAAUCCACGGAAAAACAGACAUAUGAGAAAGAAAGUGAGUAUAUGUUUACUAAUAUAUAUAGCGCUCAAAACAUAUGAACAUUAUUAUUGUUAUACUGUCACUUAAGGAAGAGAUAUUUGGAGACGAGAAACCCUUUUAGUUAGAUUUGAGCGUUAUUAGAAAGGCAGUCAUAAUCUGCGACGUAAGAUCACCGGACAAAAGGGGAAAUACACACUGUUAAAACUGGACCUUUUACAGAGCUAGUGAAAUGUCUAUUAAAUUGUAAAUUUGUAGACUUUUUAUGAGUGCAAAUCUUCCAAACUUUUUCAGAGGGAAAACUUGCAUGUCUGUAAAAAGUUUGCAGAUAUUUCAUAAAGUUUUUUUUUGAUAUAUUUAUAUCGAGAUUGGUCAUAAAAAUUCUCUUAGUUUUUCCUGCGGAAUGAAGUGAGGAGACGAAGACUUGACCAAAAACUCUGAAAAAUCUUUGUAAAUCAGUUGACAUUUAUAGGGAUUGUCUUGAGUUCUUUCUUUCCGUAAAAUCUCUGUAAAAUGGUAUAAGCAGGGCAAUACCCUUAGCUCUGAACACGCAUACUUGAAAUUUUAUGUCGGUACGUACAAAAUUCAGGUUUAAAAUUCAGUGUCUUUGUAGCCCUAUAAUCCAACCUAACAUGGCUUUAUAUCCAGUUUUAAUGAAAUCAAGCGUGCGAUAGGAUUAAAAUAUAACUUUAUCCUUUUAUUCUAAUCAGGUCUAUUUAAAAGACCUAAUUGAUCCUCGAAAACGAGAGGGGUUAUUUUCCUUUAAGCUUGUCGUUAAUCUUGUGCGCACGAUUUCAUAUUCAACAACACCCCACAUUAGAAUCAUUUUCAGUUUCUGUUUUAUAAAAAAAUAAUAAAUCGCUUGGACAAGGUUUGUCAUGUAAACUGCUUGUUCGAUUCGUUUUCCUUCGCAGCAAAACAAGUGAAAAGAGACACGGUUCCUGUGCCAAGCGGUAAGGAAGUUAUGAGGUCAUUUUUCUUCACGUCAUGUUUAUAAAACAUUUUGAUUUCCCGCCAUGAGAACAAAGAACGUCCUGUAUAAACUGUUUAGAAGUUAUUGUUUCAACAAUCAAUUUAUUUUGCCUUCUCACAAGAACCAAACACAAAGAUAAUAACAAUGCUUGUCAUUCCGCUCCUUAGUCAAAGACCUGUAACUCAAGCUGCGAUAAUUUCUGGCUGUGGCAGGUUAAGCUCUUGUUUGAUUGGCCGCUGACUCGUUUGCUAUCUCGUCGAAGGUCGCGUCCCAUUCGCUGCCUUCGAUUUUUUCCUAAGUAUAUCUAUAUUCAUAUCUUUCGAUGGUCCGAAUUUCAGACAUCUCUUCGAGUCGCAUACCCCUGUCCUUGAGAGGUGUAUGCGGCUCGAAGGGAUGUCUGAAAGUCAGGCUUAAUUUACCGACUCAUUUCCGAAAAAGGUUAAUUUGUUUGUACAUGUCGGUAGCUUGUAGUAAUUAAUUGCAAUGCCAACACUGUAUACACCUGUUUAUAUUUCAUCAGGAUACCCUUCAAGCUAUGGUUCACAGUACACUAAUAUGGCUCAGUCCACCAGUGAAGGUACUCAGUCGCAAAAAGAACCAUACAUUUAAUAACGUCCGGCCUUUUCGACAGGGAAACCAUAGGAUUUUGAGGGCAGAAAUUCGUCUUUUCGUAGCUUGAAAACAUUUUCAGUUAAGGAAAAAAGCGUAUGUCUGCCUGGUUUCUCUAGACAUGCAUCUUUUCGCAUACAGACAGUCAAUUACACGCUAGUAUAACAGACUAAAUGUUUGCAAUUUGCAAACCUUUUACGAAGUUGAGUCCCCUUUAAAAGUCCUUUUAUUUGCUCCGUGUCUAUGAACAAAUGACGAUGUUCUAGUGAAUUCAAUUAGUGCUUUUAAGCUAAUGCAGAAAUGUUUGCGGUUAAGUUGCAAAUGUGUUAAAUUCUGCCGGACAGUUAUCUCUAUCAGCACUGGGCCGGUUCCAAGUGUCUGUCUACAAGAGAGGCAUCUUAAAGAGAGUCAAAGGAUAGACUGAAGAAGGGAAGGGACCAACUUUAGGUAUCUGUUUCACCCAGAUGUUCGCUGGAGAGAAUAGAAUGUACUUCAACGUGUUCUAGGCGACAGCAAUAGUAUUCACCAUUAUUUUAACGGUAAAUUUGUACUCCCCACCACUGUUGAUUAUAACUACGUUUCAGCUUACAACACAGCAUCUACUGCUCAGACCAAAUCAGCGAUGCCAUAUCCUGCUGCCUCUCCAGCAACCUCUACAGCAGCAGGUGCUCCUGCCUCAGCUUCAGCAACCACCGCUGCCUCCGCUCCUGCCCCUGCGCCCGCCCCAGCCGCAGCCGCAGCCGCUCCUGCUCCAGCCCCAGCACCAGCACCAGCAUCACCUCCAGCCGCUGCUGCUCCAGCACCAGCUCCAGCAGCUGCUGUCCCGGCACCAGCCCCAGCACCUGCAGCACCCGCUUAUGCUGCAGCACCAGCCCCCGCCAGAGCGUCCGUGCCUUCUUAUCAACCUUCAUCCAGUACCUACAGCUUCAACUACAAUCCAGCUCCAGCACCAGCUCCCGCUCCGUACUACUCGUACCCAGCUCCCGCGGCCUAUCCUUAUCCAGCGUAUGCUACCACUAUGAUCGCUUCCGCAGGUAAAUGGUCUCUUUAAUUGAGAAGUAGUUAUAAACUUAGAUUAUCCCUACUGAGCUACGUUCAAAUUCUUAAUAAAAUAUGGAGCUUUUUAAAUUAAUGAAAUGCUAAAAAAUAUGGACCAUUUCAUUGAUCGUUCUUACGACCUGUACUAUGUAUAGGACAGAUCAUACCACUUCAAAUAAUAAUGCAAGAGAGUUUUUAUUAUUCACUGUAUUAUUUAAUGCCGACGCGGAGUUGAAGUAUAUUUCGCGAUGCAGAAAAAAAAUGUCCUGUAGCAUUUAUGAGACAAACCGUGUAAUGUUUGCAGUAAUUUUUCAGUCUGUGUCAUUACAAGUUUUCAAGCUUAAAGCACAGGUUACCGAGGAUGAGUGAUAGUACCACAGGGCGAAUUGGAAACUUGUGAAAUUACAGUGUUUUAAUGGCGUAGCUUCACAAAACUCCGUGCGAGCAUUAUUAAGGACAAGAACAAUUAACUGCAGAGUAAGUUACAUUGACUAUUAUUUGGUAUUUACCAAAUAUUUUAGGAUCGUAUCCUUACCCCAUACAAAGAACACUGCAAUUUUACAAGAAUCGUACAGUGGCCGGCUGUCACUGAGCCGCCUGGGUUAUCUGUGCUUAAAGAAGCUAGCCAGCCGCUUGAAGCCACUUACAAAGUAACCAUUACUCAAAUCACUGACUGUCUAAACAGCCAUCGAAUUCAUAUGCAAUACAUAAAACUUAGAAAAAAUUUGAAAUUUUUACUUUUCAGUUGCGCAAGUGGCUAAAUCUACUGCUAGUCAAGGUAUGAUUCGGCAUCAUGAACACUGCUGAGACACAAACGACACAAACAUCAAUAACUUCGAGAACGAAUAACAUUUAAGACACGAUUAUUUAAAAAGCGGACGAUAUCGACAAAGCUUCAGUAAAGGCAAAAUGUAAUUUGAGCCUGAGUUAGAACAUUAAGUUAAACCUCGAUUACUCGAUUACUCAAACAUGCCCAUAAGCUGACCAAAGCCACUAAAGAUGCAGGUCUUAAAAUUAUGAAUAUACAUAAUGGUUGAGUUUUGUUAUUUAACACUAUAUUUAAACAUUGAAACUGUUUCCUCUUGUCUUUUGUAACGGAUGGCAAGGAUGGAAAAGGAUUGAACCUUGAAAACGAUGGGCCAGCUUCUUCAAGUUUCAAUGCAAUGCCUGCAAAACUUACCAAAAAUAUGUUUUGUUUAAUGCUCCCCUCCAAAAUUAAUUGUUUGAUACCUUCUUGAUUAAUAUAGGAGAGAAUUUCGUGAAUGAAUAAAGAUACUAAGUAAUGACUUUAGCACAGAAUUGACCACUAAAACAGAAAUAUGCUCGUCACAUAACCACUUUAAUAUGAGUAAUUCAUUGAGUAAUUCUACGCACCGUUUGUUAAAGCAAGACCAGAGGCAUAGGACAGGGUUAUAUGCUUUUGGCAAGGCAUAAUAAUGCACUGAAAGCUAAACACAAGGGCACCCAACAACGUUUUCCUCCAAAAUACAUUGACACAAACACUUUCUAGGCUAUCCAGAGUAAAGACUCGAUAAAUGCAUUCUAAACGACGCAAGGGCUUCAGUACUAUUUUCCCAAACAUUUUAGAUGCAAAUAAACGUAUUACGAAAAUGAGAAUUUUCUAUUCCUCUCUCCAUCGCAUUUUUGAAUCCGAAAAUUUUAGGUUUCCUUUUUUGUACGAAAAACAGUCUUACCUGGGCAGUGAAUUUACUAGAUAAGCUUCGAAAAUUGUACGUGAAUGGAAUGGUCAUCUAGAAAAUUUAGCCUUCCUCAAGUAAUAGAAAAUUCUAGGCAAUGUUUGCUUCUCCGAACAGAUACUUUACAGAAAACAGUCGUUUGGAGCUCCUGUAAACAAUAGGUUUAUAAAAACGAAAAAAAUAAGUUAAUAAUAAUAAUAAUGGAGUUAUAUAAAAAUAUAUUCAAGCAAGGGUUGAUUAUUUUAAAUACUGAACACCAUCUUUGUGUCUUUAAUCCAGGUUCAGGCAAAGGCAAAGGUAUGUAUUUCGUAUACUAAAAAAAGGUUUUGUCUUAAAUGUGUCGACUCCAAAGUCGAAGCGUACCGUGUUGCUACAGUAUCUAUAGGUUUAUGUCAUCUGAUUCCUUUUUCACAAUCAUUAAUUUGUUUACUAAUUUUUUUAUUUUCUCUCCCAUAGCACGAAGCAAUUUGGCAGGUAAGUGGAGAAAAGCAUUUUAGUUGCGAAAGAGUUAGUUUAACAGUGGAAGAUUUAACUUAAGCGGCGGCAGAAUUUACUUUCUCCGGGGUAGUGUUAGCAUUUAACCGCAGCAGGGUUAGCCCUGCAGCUAGGCAAAACGGCUUAGCGAGAUUUCAAGGGUUUGUUCAGCUCAGUCACAGACUGAGGAUAAUUGAAGAUAAUUUCCCUGCUAACGGCUAGACCCUUGUGUUGUUCAGAUAACCAUGUAGAAAUCCCGGUUCCGUCUGCAGUGGGGGGGCUAGUACUGAAUAGUGUCCUCAAUAUAAAUGUAUUCAGGAGCACCUUUUACGGACAAGGGCCUUUGCUAGGUUGCAUCGUAAGAUGGCAGAGCCUGAGAGCUCUUACCUUCUGUUCUGGAACAAUAACCUAUUGUCUUGAAAUAAUAUUUACGAGUUCUCCUACUCUUAAGAUGUUUUUUGCAACGCGACCUUUGCCUCUUAUUAAUUUAAAGAUGGCCCAAAGUAAGGCAGGCGCUUUCGAAAAAGCUGGCAUGGAUUUUCGGAUCGUGUCUUCAGGCCCUGUCGGUUCAACAGAAUUUCACAAGAGCUGCGACAAUUUUUAUAGCUUUUUAGGAUAAAAGAACGUUUAUCUUGCACUAGGCCUCGCUUUGCUGUUGAUUUCACAAUACAUUCUACCACCCGCAAGUUACUACCAAAAUUGCGAAGAUCUAGUGGCCGCUUGACAUUCACUUAGGAGGAAUUGUGGAGAAUAAUUCAUUGCAUGUAAUUUCCAAGGCACGAUAUAUCAUCCAAAAAGGGAGUAGAAGUUGUCUUUUUCAGGAAGUUCUACUGAACUGAAGUCAUUUAAUAAGUGGUCGCUGAUGGGAGGUGGUCUCUUGUUAGAGGUGGUCAUAGAUAGAGGUUGGACUGUAAUUUUUUUUAGUGAAAUCCAACUAGUGGUCUAUUAUCAAUGCUGCGUUGUGAUUGGUUGAGCUACUACUAGGCUAUAUGUUAUAGCCCCCUAGUUGCGAAAAGCGCGGGCUUUUAGGCAGCAAAACAAGGAUUAAAGGCUAGCUUUAACUAGCUAAACUUUUAUUAUUCUCGAUAUUUUUUACCAACUAGUUGCAUUUUACUAAAACAAUUAUUCCUCUCGCCCUCAUGGGCUAUUGACUCAAUGCCCAUUCGGGCUCGAGGAAUAAUUGUUAAAUAUGACAGUACAACCAUUCACAGGAAAUGAGUUAAAUUGCGUGUAGGGGAAAUUCGGAAAUGGCCUACUGUAGUAGUGACAGACUUCUCUCUUUUUUAAACAUUUUGUUUAGGUGUUUGCAUAGAUGACGAAAGAGCAAGCAACUUCUGUUUGAAAGCAAGGAACCCUUGCUUUUGUGAAGAAAACCACCACUUCAUGUACAACUACUGCAAAGAUUCCUGCAACUGGUGUGACUCGUCUGAGAAUGUCGGUGAGUAUUAUAAAUAAACAUUGUUCAUAAGCAAUAACGCAUUUCAGAAUGACCAAAGUGAUAAAUGUUUAGAGACUAAGUUAGACACGUUUCCGUUAUACAUAAAAAUCAACUCAGUAACUCUGUUUCAGUAUCCGGCACACAAGCUCAAACAUAUGUAUACGCAAAGGGAUAAAAAUGUUCCUUUUCUUGUGCUUGAUCAAAAUUGGAAGAUUCUUCUUAUUCCGUGUAAGCGGAAUAAGAAGAAUCUCUGCGACAUUUCGACUUUUCGAAGAAGAAUCUCUGACGAAUUUCUGCGACAUUGUUGCAACGGCAACGGCAACGAGAACGUCAAAAAAGCAAUAAGUUUAUUUAGCAGAGCAACAACUUGCAACGUGCAUCAUGAUUUUUUUUUUUACAUUUUUUGCCGUCACUGCACGACUACGAAGUGAAAAUGCCUAAUUUCAAGUUUUACGUAAGACGCAAACAAGCUACGUCAAAAUUUUUCUUGACGUUUUCGUUGCCGUCGACGUCCUCGAUGCUAAGGCUCCCUGAUUGUUUCGAAUCGUCACUUCAUUGUGACAACAUUGUUGCUAAUAAAACCGUCCUUGUAACAUCGCUAUAAAGAGUUGAAGCAGCUGCUCCGGCAUCAAGCAGGGUGGCUUUGACAAAUAGUAAGACAAAAUAUGUUUUUGAAGAGUUAAAUGAUCGUACAAUGUGUUCAUCAUCUCAACAGGACACAAAUUCUGGAGAAUUGUCAACGAAGCAGAUCUGGAUAGAUCCUGGGUAAUAAGCCAGAUUAAGUUUUACUCUGACAAGCACGCAAAACAUCCUUUGGAUACUUCAGAUGUUACUAAAGCGUUCGCCAGCUCCAGUUACCUAGGAUAUGACCCUAAAAGUGUGUUUGAUAACAAGACCUCCACCUACUGGCUUCCAAAUGGAUGGUAUAAACACGGUCCAGGCGAGGAUUUCGUUGGCUACGAAUUUUCACAGCCUGUUGCUGUGAAUUCUAUCCGCGUGGUCCACCAAUCAGGACAAGAUAACGUUGUGUCUAAGAAGAUGUUCGUAGAGGCUGCUGAUGCGUAUGGUGGACCCUACGUUACCAAAUGGAUCAUUGAAAACACUAAAGGAAAAAGCAAUAAAAGAUUCAACAAUCAAAGUAGGUGGUUAGCGACUUGAUUCGCUCAUAGGUUGUAAUCGUAUAAUAUUUGUUUUAUUUUCUAGUCUUUAAAUCAACUGCGAUGGAAAAAGAUAGUUUAUCCCAAUUUUCUUUCUGAAGUGGUAGUAAUGUCCCUUUUAUGUGGAUCCCAAUUUGAAAGGAUAACAAUCGUUUAGUUUUGUUAGGGAACUAAUGAACCACCAACUGCCAAACCAAAACAGAUCAGUCCUAACAAGCAUGCGCAUGAAUUACCUGGGUCCGUGGGGUCCAAACAUGGAAGACCUUAGCACAUACUCAAUCAUAACCUUGGCAUGCUUGACGCUCGUUUCUUCCAUCUGUUUUUUCAGCACGUCUUUAAUCAUUUCCAAAAUAUAAAUUAUUCACAGCCGUGCGGUGACAAGGUCUUUGAUUUUUUUUAAAUCUGUAUGUCAAUUUCAAAACAAUAGGCAAGAAACCGUUUAGCAAUGCUUCUCUCCACUACAGUGUAUGACACUGAAGUGAACUAAUAUCGUAAUUGGGGAGAAUCGAAAUUCUUAGGUUAAGGUACCGGCAUAGCUUAUGUUCCCGUACUGUGGAGUACCUUUACCUUUAGAUCAUCUAUUUAUAAACGACAGAUGAAAACUAACAUAAUGCUUUUUUUACAGUGUGUCCUCUUUUCUGGAGACGUUUUGCAACUGAUCAAGGUGUCUACUGUUUCAAGUUGAUAACCGAAUUCAUGACCUGGCAUGACGCAAGAGACAAAUGCGGUGAAUACGGCGCUGAUCUCAGCUCCAUCAGGGGGGAGGAGGAAGCAGACUUUGUUAAGAACCAAGUCCAGCUGUGCGGGUAGGUAUCUCUUCAAAGUAUAUUUGGUAAAAUCAUAACCUGUUGGGUGUAUAGACCACGCGCUUGGGCGGCUUGGGCGGCUUUGAUAAACAAUCAGGUCAAUCAAGGACCGUAGUCUCUCGCAUGCGCUUCUCCGAACCUAUCUUAACUUUCAUUCGUAACAAGAGUUUUGAUCUGCUUACUAGAUGUAGUUUCUGCGCUUCUUUGCAAAAGUAAUUACUUUAUCAAGAUGGAUCAACCAUAAUUCGUCGAAAGCUGGUCUUACAGAAGUCAUAAUCUGGUUCUUUUCCCCACGCCGAGAGUGGAUCAAUAGAAUAAUUUGCUGUUAUCAUAAUCAAUUAAUUCUUGGGGUGGGAAUUGUGGGUGAUACUCACUGCGAAAUCUCCCCAACAUGGAGGGCUAGUCCUUUAUCUCGCCUCUUACCCUCGAUCCGCGAUCUUACUCGUAAGCCUCAUCAUCCAGACAAAGUAACAGGCCCAGGAUGACCCCUAAAGAAGUAGUGCUAUUCAGUGAAAAUGAACUGACGUGGAGUCCCGCUCUACGGACUCCCGCUUAUUACAGACACCCGUUUAUAGCAAACAGUUUCGUUGGUAUAUUUUCUCUAAAAUCGACCCUCUUAAUACGAACACCGGUUAAUAAGGACAAUGGUCACUUUUAUGUGUCCCUAGUCACAAACUCUCUUAUAUCGUCAACCUCGCUUUACAAUCAUGUGCCAAUUGUAGACAUUGUAUUCCGUUAAAAUGUUGACAGUUUUCUAUGAGUUAAUACGACUUUAUUACUUAAAAAAGUAGGAAAAUAUCGUGACAUGUUUGACGUCCGUCUUUUUUCGCUUGUCUGGCCCCUGUACUGAAGCCCUUAAACAAAGUUUUCUUCCUUCUACUACACAGCUUUGAAUUCCUUGGAUUUAUGCUGAAGUCUUUGGUCUUACUGUUCUUCUUCUUCUUAAGCUCUAUAAGGCCCGUUUCAAACUUCGUGCUACUGCCGUGCCGAACUCAAUUCAUAAAUUAUAAAUACAUUAGAAUACAUUUAAAAGUUUGCUUAACUGUUUUUUUUAUUUUUGUGUUUUGUUUUCGGCAAAAGCCGUACUAUUCGACUGAAUUAAAUUCGACGUCUGAAACCAAGUCGUGCUAGUGUCAUGCUGCAGUCAAGCUACAGUCGCGCCAGCUUAGCACGGCAGUAGCACGUCGUUUGAAACAUGCCUAAGUCAUGUGUCCGAUAAGUUUUUUUUUCUGAGAGCCUGUUAUUGUAUGUCCUCUUUGUGACUGUAUUAACCGAGGACAGUCCAUUGUAAUUUUUUGCCUUUGCUUUUACACAGAUAUACUUGGAUUGGUCUUAACGACUUGAAGAACGAAAGUGACUAUCAGUGGAGUGAUGGCGCAAACUUAACUUAUAAAUCCAUGAAUUCACAAAUGGAUUACAUGAAAGACGAAAGAGCUGAACAGGAAAUGGACUGCAUUGCCUCAGAUCAAAAUGGACAGUGGUCAAAUUUCCAUUGUGAUGAUAAAUUCUACGCUCUUUGCAAGAAGAAGCUUAGUAAGUGACUGAUAACUGAUCAGAGUUGGGUUAACACUCAGCAAACAAAAGGAGUUGGCUUAGAGGAUCGAAAGAUUUAUAUCUACUAGAGUUGAUAGACUAAUAGAGACUUGUUUGACUGAAUGGUAAAUUCCUUGCGCUUCCAUUUUAUCGAGUCUCACGAGCCUCUUUAUUAGCUUACUGAAAUUUUAUCCUUGUAGUUAACAAGAAUUCCAUUGUUUUACUCUCUUCGUUUUCGGUACUUUCUCUUUAUGCUUCACAUCAAUGUCUUCUAGUCUUUGCACUGAUUCUAGAGAGUAAACAAAAACUAAUAAAAUGAAAAGAUGGAGGGAAGAGAUUGAAAGGUAAAAGAGUAAGAAGCUAGGUAGUGGGGCGUCUUUCUCUUCACGCAUCAUGAAAUCAAUGUCAAGUGUCUUAAAGAUCCAGCAAUCGUUUGCAAUAGUUUGGGAAGUAUUCGUCAAUCGCCAGGGACGAAAAUGUCCAAAUUGUCUAGCCGUUGUGUGUUUUAGGCGAAUCUUGCACUUAUAUUACACUACAAGUUCAUUUCUUUCUAUUGAUAGAACCAGAAGAUGAUGAAGAUGACGAUGAGGAAGAUGAAGCCGAGGAAGUCAAGAGUCACAAACAACACAUUAAAUACCACAUUUUAAAGAAAAACAAAGUGAGAAAACACAAGAAAAAAGUGAGCUUGGGUAAGUAAGACACAAAAAAAUGACAUUGAAGAAAGAGUUAGAGCCUGAUUUCAUGGAGGUGGGGGACCCCAGGUAGGUGAGGUAACCCGAGGAGGGUCACCCAACCUUUUAUGUUAACGUGACCAAAUUAAAAUGAGAGAUUAUACGGACAAGCGGGUUACCCCACCUAAGCGGGUUACCUCACCUACCAGGGGUCUCCCACCUCCAUGUAAACACGCAUUAAGUUAAUAAUUUGGUACCAUGUCGUUGUCCUGCACGUGUUACUGAAAACGACUGUAUUUGUGACAAAAGGGAAAAUUGACUCUUAACGCAACAAUACUGAUUUGAUCAAACUUGCAUCGGGUGCUUUUUCUUGUUCUUUUUCCACUAGUUCAUUGAAUUGGAGGUUUGCGAUGUGACAGUGUUACUGCCCUCUUUUUCUAAUUGGUCCCAAAAGAUGGGACAUGCAUAUGGUGCAGUUAGUUUGUGGCGCAAUGCGUCAUAGUUUGACAAAGAGUGAUGAAAAGGUGCGUCUAGCGAAAUGAGGACAUCGUUGGUUCGACCACUUUGGAACUCAUCAGUGUAUUGUAGCCGCAAAUAUAAUGAAAUUGAGCAAAAAAUCACCCAUCUCAUAACUGCAGCUUUUAGAUCCUUUUCUAGAAGAGCUAGAGAAUCAUAUGAUCGCCUGUUGCCCUAUUUAAAAUUACAAUUUAAAACUUGUAGACGCUGUUUGAGUGCCCUCUUCAUCCAGCUAGGAGUUCAGAUAUUGAAGCACGGUUUAUUUUUGCUGCAGCUGAAGAACUAAAAGACGCUAAAUCAAGCGGAGCUGAAGAGGAAGAUGAGGAGGAGACAGCCGACGAGGACGCCAUUCGGGAGGCUGUGAAAGCUCAGAAGAAUUCUAAGGACAGCGGAGAAGAAGAAGAAGAUGACGACGACGACGAUGAAAGAGAAGAUUCUGCCUCAGGAUCAGGUCGAUCGGCCAGCACCAUUCCGGACAAACCAAAUAAGAGGUCUCCGCACAAAGUUUGGAAAUUCUAG